This is a messenger RNA of Schistosoma bovis, 1038 nucleotides long. The record is from the annotation of a GenBank genome assembly. Lineage: Eukaryota; Metazoa; Platyhelminthes; Trematoda; Strigeidida; Schistosomatidae.
AUGAUCGGUAUGUUGUCCGUUCGCUCUAACUCAAGUAGUGAACAGUUGACUUCAGGAUCUUUAAAAGUGUCGCCAAAAAUUACAAAAGUAGGAAAGUUUUAUCACAGCGCAGACUUCAGAAACAAAGAAUGUACCAUUUCCGAAGGACCACAAAGUUGUACCGAAAUUGUGAAAACAACUACUCCGCUAUUCACUCAUUUCGGGAUACUAGCAGAAAUGUCAGACGAUCAAAUGGAACCUUUAUCAGUAAAGGAAUUUAAUGGAAUUGCAGAAAAUCAAAGAUAUGAACAUUUUGCAAAGAGAUGUUGUAAAUUUAUUAUGGAACAAGUAACAACCGAGGAAAUGCCAAGUUAUGAAAGGCCUCAUUGUAGUGUUGUUCAAUUUAUUCCAUCAGAUCAAAAAACCAUGUUUGCUGUGACCGAUAUAGUUUAUGAUUCAAUUAAAGCAACACAACUAUCUGAUGAAACUUUACUUGGAACAUUGAAACAAAACAACAAAUUUCAUAUUAAUGGAAAAAACUUCAGUAAAGCUUAUAUUAAAAUCAUUUCUAAUACAGUGAGAAGAACAUGUGAGGAUUGUCAAUCGAUUUGCCCAUCGUAUUCAUAUUGCGUAAAUACGAUGAAUGGAAUCAGUUGUGCAUGCAGAUUUGGAUGGAAAAAAGUAGGAGGAUACAGUCGUUCAGAGUAUUGUACAUUACAUCCGAUUUCAAUAAUUCUUCUGGUUAUUUGCUUACUACUACUGUUAAUACUACUUAUUUUGGCUGUGUAUUUCUCAAAAAGGAUCACUAUAACAAGAUAUCUAAAACGAGUUCAAAGUAAAACAUAAUACACUGGGAGAAAACUCUGGUACUCGGUUCUGUUUACAGUUCUCCAUAACAGUACACAAUUUUUAUUUUUAAGUAGAUAGAUAUACAUGAUAUUGGUGAACCAUGUUUCAUUCCACCUUAAUUUUAACUGCUACUCCCAAAACAAUCUUAUUGUCAGUAUCUCAAUUAAAUACUAUUUUUGUUAAAAGUAAAGCUAAGCAAUAAGGAUUUUU